Molecule: messenger RNA, 1105 nt
Organism: Drosophila subpulchrella
Lineage: Eukaryota; Metazoa; Arthropoda; Insecta; Diptera; Drosophilidae
Exons: 1
Coding region: 29-988 (319 amino acids)
Source: RefSeq, a predicted model, not a curated record
UCCCUUCCAGAGGUUGAAAUCAUUCGAAAUGCUGAAGCUGAUAUAUUUUUCUGGCUUCCUCUUUAUAAUCCAAAAUUUGCAGGCGAUCUCAGCUAAUUCACAGGACAAUGGGCGAUCCGUUUGCCUUUUAGAGGACCCACCAAAUCAGUGUGGAGACUUCUGCCUAACCAAACUCCAUCCCAUGAUUGAUUUGAUACCCGUGACCAACUCGAAAUUGGAAAGGAUCCAGAGUGAGCAGCAGGCCUUGAGGGCCAAACUCCUGGCAGUUCAGUUUUCGGUUGAGGCACAGCGGGUAACAGUGCAGAAUUCCUUGAAAAAUAUUACCACAAAAAGAGAAUUCGGGGCGAGGCUCAAUGAAACCGAAAGAAAACUUAGGGUUGAAAGUUCCGAAUUGAAGAACCAACUUCAGUUGCUUCGGACCAGAAUAGAAGACCAGGAAUCGGCCAUACAAAACAAGUUGGAUGCCCUUAUGGCAUCUUUAAGCAAGACCAUAACCAAGGAUGAUUUCCAGGCGAAACUCAACGACAUGGAAGCCCAAUUAAAUAGGUUACAAAGCACUCUCUCCAAACUAGAAGAUACCAAAAGCAGUCCCCAGGAAACCCAUUCAAAACCCAUACCACCGAGGUUCCAGAAAAUCGGCGAGAGAUAUUUCUAUAUUGAGAAUAAUCUCAAUCAAACUUGGUAUGAGGCUGCAGUCACUUGUCAUCGGAUGGGCGGCUAUUUGGCAGGCAUUAAGGACCAACAGGAAUUGCUGGCCAUUCAAGCUAAAAUUAAAGCUCAUGUUUGGUACUGGCUGGGGAUCAACGAUCUGAUGACCGCCGGCCAAUUCCUAUCAGUGGCCUCGGGAAAACCGGCAGAAAUUUUGACCUGGAGGUCCGAUAGCCCCAACAACGAAAAACGGUGCGUUCAACUGCAAAACGGAGAUAUGAGUGACUGGCGCUGCAACGAUAAGGUUAAAUUCAUUUGCCAGUCGGACAUCGAAAUAUAAUAAUUAAAAGCGAACAUCAGCUAAUGCUGUCAUACCAGUUAUAUUUCCAGGUCAAGGAGUUCUUAUUUACAAAAAAUCCGAAGUUUGUAACAAGUAAAUAUUAAAUGAUUAAUUAAA